CCUCCUCCUCCUGACAGGCAUGAGCUCCCGCAACCUAGACAACUGGGUCCCCUUGCCGCCCGCCAUCAAUCCCCUCACGGCCGUCAGACGAACCACGACAACAGUGUGCUCGAAUGCACAACACGUAGCUCUUAAUCAGGCCGCAAUCGAGCAACUGGCCAAGAUGUGGGCAACGGACGGGGGCGGCGGAGGGGCGAGCGUCGGGUGGGAGGAGACCGGCUGGCACUACUCCGAGGACGCGGCGGUCGGAGGAAACCUGACGUGCACCUACGUCUUUGUACUGGACUGCCUGAACUUCUGCUUCUGGCCGACGCCCGGGCUGGAGUAUGAGCACCUGGCUUUCGGCCUCAAGGCCGCCGUGCAGCGGGACCCGCUCGCCCUCUCCGCUGACCGGCUGGCGGUGGCGACGGAGGAGACGAUCCGCGGCUGGUUCUCCGGGUUCGAGAUCCCGCAGAUCUCGGAGCGCGCCGCCAAGCUCCGGGAGCUGGGGUGCGUCCUCCAGGCGCACUUCGGCGGGGAGGCGGCGCUCCUGGUCGCGCGGGCGGCCCGCUCCGCGGCCCGCCUGGUGCGCUUACUCACCUGCCUCCUGCCGGGCUUCCGCGACGAGACCCUCCACCAGGGCCGGCAGUGCUUCUUCUACAAGCGCGCGCAGAUCCUGGCGGCGGACCUGUGGGCGGCCUACGGCCGCCCGCCCCCCGGCUCCGGCAGCCUGUACGCGUUCGAGGACAUCGGGGAGCUCACCAUGUUCGCGGACUACCGGGUGCCGCAGGUCCUGGCGCACCUCGGCGUCUUGGAGUACAGCCAGGCGCUGGAGACGAAGAUCGACGGACUCGAGCGCCUGCAGCCGGGCAGCGAGGAAGAGGUGGAGAUCCGCGCGAUGUGUGUCCAGGCGGUGGAGGGUCUGAGAGCCGCGCUCGCAAGGCGAAACGUCGUCGUGACCAGCGUGGAGAUAGACUGGCGUCUGUGGCACGAGGGCGAGAGGAUCAAGAAGGACAUCCAACCACAUCACCGGACGCUCACCUGUUUCUAUUGACGGCGUAACUUGUGGGGCGCAGGGCGGCGGGGGCGGGGGGCGAAGCUGGGGGGGAACGGAAUGGUUAAGUGAAAUGAUUUUUACAUCGCGGGGGCAACGCGAGAAAAAAAAAAAUCAUCGCAGUUUCUUGAUUUGCUGAGAGAAGUGCCCCCUCACGAACCGUGCGAGAGGGCGGCGGGGCUGUGUCUUGAGUGGCACGGACUGUUGUGGUGUGUUUAUGUCAGUGAUAUAUUAUGUGUGUAGCACGUGAAGUCUCAGGUUCUGGGACUCAUGUGUCUACAAAUACUAUUAGAGGUGUGCCGUCCUGAACUGGACGCAACGCGCCAGCCUCAGGGAGUGCGCUGAGGGAAAAAAAGGGAGGCGGGAGGAGGAGGAGUCCGCGGGAGGUCUUGGUGUCGCGCGUACACAAUUCGCCCACAUGCGCUCGUUUUCGGAGAUUUGUCGGAUUGUUGCGAGGUUGGCAGGGCGCACGGAACAGAUUAUGGUUGGGCCCAUCGACCGAUCGAAUUGUUCAGGGUUAAGUUUGUCUAGGGUGUUUCGAGAAUUAAAGUGGUAAAGAGGUGGUAGGUACUUGAAUUCUUUGGUCCGUCACUUUCUCUUGUCAUGUUUUUUUGAAGUUCUUUGUCGGUUUCUGAUCUUGCGGAGCCCUUUGGGUUGCACUGCUUAGCUCUUU
Ectocarpus siliculosus is the source of this 1706-nucleotide messenger RNA. The record is from the annotation of a GenBank genome assembly. NCBI's taxonomy places the organism in Eukaryota, Phaeophyceae, Ectocarpales, Ectocarpaceae.